GUCUGCUCUGCCUCUUUUUCUCCUUUGCAGCCGGAAGUGAACCCAGCCAUUUCCAACGCCUCCACCUGAAAAUUGAAAUUUUCCAGAUCUGCUAUCUUCUUCCCUCCCCUGCCGCCGGUUUCAGCUUGUGUGGGUGUGGAAUUUUUGACUUUUUUGUGGCGUGAAAGCUCCUCCAAUUUCCCGCUGGUCUUCCCCUCAAUCUGCAGCUCCAGCCUUGCUUGCUGAGGAUUUCUGGUAAGUUGGCUCCUCUAAUCUCCGAAAAAUUGGUUGAUUAAGUGCUGAUUUGUGAGUUUAAGUGGUUGUAUGAAAUGGGCUUGGGUUGUCCGAAAAUCUGCUGGAAGUGGGGGAUUGAUUUCCGGUAGCCUUGCAAUGAAUUUUAAGUCAAUUUAUGUAGAAACUCCUUUGUUGGGCUGCUGUGAUGAUGUCCUUGAUCGUCUUGUGACCCUAGCGCUUGGAUUAAGUCUUUUGUCUUGUGCGAUUAAGGUAGUGAGACCCAACGCAUGGGGAGCCCGGGGGAGUGACGAGCUAGACGGCUAGGCAUUUGUUGGACUUAGGUUUUUGUAGCUAGGCCGCUAGUCACCCAUGUUGAUUUAGAAAUUUUUGUGUACAGAACUCCUUUAGUAUAGUAAUGACUAAUUUCGAAUCUGCUCUGCUCUGUUCUUUUCCGUCGGCUGCUCUUCCUUGUUUGGGUGUGAGUUCUUCAAAAUUCUGGUAAGAGACAACCAUUAUAUUCUCUAUUUUUCCUUUCAUUGGCUUGGGUUACUCUAAGUUCCUCUUGUUCCUUCAAUUUUGGGUUAAUUCCGUGAGGCCCCUGCAGAAUUGCCGCCGGCCUUCCCCCAAACUGCAGCUCCAAUUUUUUGCUGCUAAAUUCUGGUAUGU
Messenger RNA from Rubroshorea leprosula, 879 nucleotides. The record is from the annotation of a GenBank genome assembly. Lineage: Eukaryota; Viridiplantae; Streptophyta; Magnoliopsida; Malvales; Dipterocarpaceae.